Molecule: messenger RNA, 9202 nt
Organism: Cornus florida
Lineage: Eukaryota; Viridiplantae; Streptophyta; Magnoliopsida; Cornales; Cornaceae
Product: trans-Golgi network-localized SYP41-interacting protein 1
Exons: 10
Coding region: 256-8691 (2811 amino acids)
Source: RefSeq, a predicted model, not a curated record
CAUCGUCUUGUGUUCAAUUCAAUCAAUCGCAAACGUAACGAAGAAAGUUUGCGUUAGAUCUAAGGAGAAUAAACCAAGAUGGAGGCAUGAUUCACGUUUUUUACAGUCGAAGCAACCGAAGAAAACACCACCAACCCUAAAAAGACCACCACAUCACAGCAAGAUCCAAAAAUCAAAUCACAGGAGGAUGAUCUGAGGCUGAUUGGUGUCUGUUGAUGAUUUAUCGACUGACGUUGCAACGACGGCCCAGAUCAGAUGGAGAAGAAUAAGAACCGCAGCGAUCUGCUCGCGGCCGGUCGUAAAAAGCUUCAACAAUUUCGGCAGAAGAAGGAUGGUAAAGGAAGUAAAUCGUCAGGUAAAGCUGGUAAAUCUGAGCGCGAUGUUGAUGCUGGAGCAGGAACUGCUGUUGCUAAACCGGCAGCGGUGUCGCUACAGGUGCCUGAUGUGGAAAUCAGCUCAGUGUCUGCUUCCCAUGCCCGGGUUGUUGAUUCAUCGGCAUCACAUUCGAUGGAGAAUUCAGUGACCACUGACGCUGAUGCUGGCACUGUUGAUCCCUCAUCUGUGCCUGUUGUACCUAAGACAGGCAUAGUUGAAUCAUCGUUGGCAAAUAAUGUUGAGGCUCCUUUGGAGCACAACGGAGUCGGCGAAACUGUGUUGAAACCGAGUGUCGGUGAAGAACAACAUGUUGAUUCUUUGGUUACAAAUGAAAGUGAAAGUAGCUGUACUGUUGAUCCCAAGAAUACUACAGGCUUUACACAUGUAGGAAUUUUAGAAACUAUAGUUUCUGAAGAGGAAUCAUUACAUGUUGAUUCACCCGUGGCUGUUGAUCUGUUAGCCCCACUUGAUUUGGUUGAUGCUGUUAAGCUGGAUACCAAUGCAGUUGAAACAGAAUGUGCAGAAGGGGAGGACCAGGUAACAAUUGUAGGGGCAAUGCAGGAGGCUGACCUUUCGGGUUCAAAGCCAGUUGGUCAAAGCACUGGGAUAGAGCUUGAACUAGAUGGGAGUCUUGCUUUAUCUGGAUUCGGUGAAUAUGCUGAAACUCAUGCAGGGACAACGUCAGCAGAGACGGGCUUGAAGGAGGCAACUCUUGUAGCAGAGCAGACCCACAAGCUAGAUGUUUCCGCAUCUUCUGGUGCAACCAAUGAGGUAGGAGGUCAAGGGAUUGAUGGUCAUUCACCUCAGCCUUUGCCCGAAUCAGAUGGAUCUGCUGCUGUAAUUCCUGACCCGACAGAUCAGCAGAGCGCAGAUGUAGUUGCAGCUUCACGUAACGAAGAAAAAUCAGAAAUGCCAUCUACCUCCAAUGAUUUUGGUAGUUACUGUACAGAACGGGUUCAAGCAGAUAAGCAGGACAAUACAGUUGAUGCCAAACAAUUGAUAUCUAAGGGUCAGAGCCAAGAAUGGCCUUUGGAUAGUAAAAUGGUGAGGCUUUCUUCUGGUGCUGAUGUGAGCUCGAUUACCCUGUCUCAGCUUGCAGAGGUGAUAAGAGGGCUUGAUGAAAAUGAGUUAAGGUUUCUGCUCACAUCAAGAGAAUUGUCAACUAAUGCAGAAUUAAUGAAUGCUGCUUGUUCAAUCGAACCAGAGUACGAUCUUUGUAAUGAUCUGGAGAGGCUCAAGGAACAACUGUAUCUCACAAGUUUUGCAAAAGAUGUCUUUUACUUGCAACUUCAUGAACAAGCAGAACUACAGACGGAGUUCGAUCACCAGCAUCAUCAGUUGGUUGAUGAAGUAUCCAUUGCCAAUGCUUCACUCAAUGAAGUUCGAGGGAGGAAUGAAAGCCUUGUUGGAGAACUUACGCAGUGUAGGUCUGAACUCCAGGCUGUUGCUUAUGUGAGGGACGAAUUCCAGAAGCAAUUUCAUACUUCACAAGCUGAGGUUGAGGAAUUUUCUGCCAGAGUUGAUGAGUUGAAUAUAAAACUGGAAAAGUCACAAGGGGACUUGUCAAGCUUGUCAGGCGAGUUGGCCAGCUGCAGGGGUUUAUUAGCGGCUUUGGAGGUUGAAAAUGAAAAGUUAAAUGGGAGGCUCACUUCACUGACUGACGAGAAAUUGAAACUCGAGGAAGAGAAGGGACAAUUUGUUGUUGAGAAUGAGAAAUUGUUGACAGAUUUAACUGAGUGCAAGGGUUCAUUAAUGUUGUUUGAGGUGCAGAAUGUCAACCUAAAGGAGAGUCUUGCUUUGAUGACAGCGGAGAGAACGAAGCUUGAGGAGGAAAAGGAGUUUGUUGUUAGUGAGAACUGGAAACUGGUAACUGACUUGGCAGACUGCAAGGGUUUGAUGGAGGCUCUUCAGGUUGAACAUACCAACUUAAAUGGGGUUCUCAGUUCUGUCACAGAGGAGAGGGAAAAGCUUGGGGAAGAAAAGGAGUAUUUUGCCCGUGAGACCGAGAAAAUGUCAACAGAAUUAACAGACUGCCAGAGUUUGGUAGAAGCUUUACAGGUUGAAAUCACCGAGUUAAAUGGGAGCCUGACAUCGGUAAUGGAGGAAAGAAACAAGCUUGGUGAAGAGAAAGAGCAUUUUGUUAUUGAGAAUAAGAAACUAUUGGAGGAGUUAGCAAGCUGCAAGUGUUCAAUGGAAGGGCUGCAAGUCAGACAUAGCAACGCUGUGGAUGACCUAAAAGAAGCAACUGUGCACCUUGAACAACUCACUGAGAAAAAUGUCUCUCUUAACAGUAGUCUUGACGUGCAUAAAGCUAAGAUAAAAGAGUUUGAGGAUGGGCGAAAUGAGUUAUUGUCUCAAUCAGGGGAAGCUGGGAACCAAGUUGAAGGUUCUGACAUGCCAAGCAGGGGCCAGGACAGUGCAACUGAAGAUGACGAGGCUCACCGAAUUCCAGGGAAGGGGGAGUUAUUUGAUGGCCUUGCGGAUAGGUCACCUCUUAAGCAUCUUGAAUUGAAUGCAUAUGAUGAUUCCUUUCGGUUUGUGGUUUUGAAGGGACACUCGGAGGAAGCAGAGGAAAUAAUGCAGAAACUUGAGAAGGCAAUUGAUGGGUUGCACUCUCAUUCGGUCUUCUUAAGUAGGUCAAGUGAUAAAGCGGUUGCACCUGGGGUAUCAAAAUUGAUUCAAGCUUUCGAGUCAAAGGUUCAUCUCGAUGACCUUGAGGUAGAGGAAGUGGCUUCAACUGAAAAUGAAUCUCCUGCGGAUUUAUUCAUGCUAGCAAAAGAACAAACAGGAAAUUUAAGAGCAGUGCUUAAGGAGUUGGGUUUGGAUGCUGACAAUGCCAGUGAAUUGUUCAAGAAGGAAAGAGACAGUAGAAUACUCGCUGAUGACGCAUUCAGGGAGCUCAGUGUUACCCAUGAAGCCUUGAAGGGACAAAAUAACGUUUUAGAAGCAGCAAAUGUCGAACUUGUGGUUUUAUAUGAAAUUAUAAAGCAACAUGUGUGCGAUAUUGAAGCAAAGAAAGGUGAGUUUCUGCUAUUGUCUGAUGCUGUAAACCAACAAGCCAUCAUCCUUGAGGCACAGAACAGUGAAUCUGGUAAAAGGCUGAGUGAGUAUCAAUCAGUAGUUAGUGAUUUGCAAAGACGGUUGAAUGAAAUGCACUUAAGCUCAAAUGAGACGUCUUCUUCUAUCUAUAAUCAAUUAGAAAAUCUGCACGAGGAAGUGGCUGAGAGGACAUCAAUUCUUGAGCAAGAAUGGAAUUCUACUGUUGCUGAGGUUGUUCAGUCAACUGGAAAGCUCGAUGCAUUGGUCGGGAGCCUGUUCUCCUCCACUUUCUCAACCAGCACUCAGGAUGAUCUAGAUAUUAGUAGCCGUGUUGCUGCUUCUGUUGAUGCUGCCACCAAAUUGAUUAAGCAUCUGCAUGAGAAAAUUAGUGCUGCUGGCACAGACCAUGAAGCCAUAUGCAGUUCCUACAAGGAAUUGACUGAAAAAUUCAAUGAUUUGCAUGGAAAGAAUGAAUUGGCUAUUGGUGUACUGCAUAAGAUAUUUGGUAACCUUACGAAGCUUGUAAAUGAUUCAUGUGUGUCUAUAGAACCAAGUGAGGAGGAACUGUUAGAUCCUCUACAUCCUAGUAACUAUGAUACACUAAUGGAAAAACUGGGAAGGUUUCUGUGUGAAAGGCUGCAACUUGUAUCUGAAAACAACAGACUCAAUUCGGAGUUGAUGGAUAGAGCAAAGGAUAUAGAGGAACAUAAGAAAAGUUGCCUUGAUUUGGAUGCCAUUUUGAAGUUAGUUGAAGAUGUUGAAGGUGUGGCUGAGCUGGCGCUUAUUGAGAAGUCUGAGAUUGACCCUGAUAAACCUACAUCGUCCUUGGAGUCAGUGGUAUCUUUUCUUGUUCAGAAAUACAAAGAGGCUGAUGAAAAGUUUGGCUUGUCUAGACAAAGAUAUGAUGUAAAGGAAGCAGAAGUGACUGAAUUGAAGGGACAAAUUGAUCAACUAAGCUUUUUGAUUCUUCAACAUGAAAAUGAAAUUCUCAUUCUUAAGGAAAGUUUGAGCCAAGCAGAGAAGGAGCUUGUUGCUCUACAUUCUGAAUUACGGGAGAAAGUAACUGAAAUUGAGCAGUCAGAGCAGCGGGUAUCUUCUCUCCGAGAAAAGCUUAGCAUAGCUGUUUCAAAGGGGAAAGGUUUAGUUGUGCAGCGUGACAGUCUCAAGCAGUCUCUUGCAGAGACAUCCUUUGAGCUGGAGAAAUGUUUGCAGGAGGCGCAGUUGAAAGAUGCCAGACUUCGUGAGGUUGAAACAAAACUUAAGACCUAUUCAGAGGCAGGUGAGCGCAUGGAAGCUCUGGAAUCGGAGCUCUCAUACAUUCGCAACUCAGCUACUGCAUUAAGAGAAUCAUUUCUUCUCAAAGAUUCUGUACUUCAGAGAAUAGAGGAGGUUCUAGAAGACCUAGAGCUACCAGAGCAUUUUCAUUCCAAAGAUAUAAUUGAGAAGGUUGAUUGGUUAGCGAGGACAGUUACUGGGAACUCUUUGCCUCUUGCUGAUUGGGAUCAGAAAAGUUCUGUAGGAGGAUCCUAUACUGAUGCUGGUUUUGUGGUUAUGGAUGCCUGGAAAGAAGAUGUACAUCCAAAUUCAACAUCAGGUGAUGAUUUGAGAAGAAAGUACGAGGAGCUCCAGAGCAAGUUCUAUGGGUUGGCUGAACAGAAUGAAAUGCUGGAACAGUCCUUAAUGGAAAGGAACAGUCUUGUGCAGCGAUGGGAAGAGUGUUUGGACAGGAUAAAUAUGCCUACGCAGUUGCGGUCAAUGGAGCCAGAAGAUCGGAUUGAGUGGCUAAGCAGUGCACUUUUUGAGGCUCAUCAACACUGUAAUUCUCUCCAGCAAAAUAUUGAUAACUUUGAGAAGUCUUGUGGAUCACUAACUGCUGAUCUGGAGGAGUCACAAACGAAAAUAUCUAACCUUGAGGCAGCUCUCCAAGAUGUUCUCUCUGAGAAAGAGCAUCUUUUUGAAAAUCUGGAGGCUCUAACUCAUGAUUAUGAUAAAAUCUCAGAGAAGGCAGUCCAAUUUGAACUUGAGAAGGAUAAGUUGCAGAAUGAACUAACUGGUAUGCAAGACAAAUUAGCUGAUAAGGUCAUGACUGAGGAUUGUAUUUACCGUGUUGAAGAUGAGAUAAGAAGAUUGCAGAAUUUGAUUAGUCAUGUACUGCAGGAUUCUGGUACAGAAGAUGUGGUUUCUGGUGGCAGUAGUAUUGAGUGUUUGGAAGGAUUGCUGAGGAAGCUUAUUGAGAAAUACACGGCCCUUUCUUUGGAGAAUCCAGUUCUUGGGGACGCAGUUGAUGAGCAUAUUACUGAAAAAGCUAAUGUUACUCAUGAUGAGAAGAGAAUGGUAGAUUCUGGUGAUGCAGUUGAGGGGGACAUAGCAGUGCUAAAGAAAGAGCUGGAGGAUGCUUUGGGUGAUUUGAUGUGUGUGAAAGAAGAGAGAGAUAGAUAUAUGGAGAACAAUCAAUAUUUGGUCCAUGAAGUUGAAGCACUAAAUAUGAGAAGACAAGAACUACAAGAAUUACUCAAUCUGGAGGAACAGAAGUCAGCUUCUGUAAGAGAGAAGCUAAAUGUAGCAGUUAGAAAAGGAAAGUCAUUGGUACAACAGCGGGACAGUUUGAAACAGAUCAUUGAAGAGGCAAAUGUUGAGAUGGAACGCUUGAAAUCUGAGAUUAACUCCCGGGAAAAUACUCUUUUAGAGUACAAACAGAAGAUCAAGGACUUAUCCACCUACCAGGAAAGGGUAGAAGCCCUGGAAUCUGAGAGCGUGUUUUUGAGAGAUCGGUUGGCAGAAACUGAAUACUCUUUGCAGGAAAAAGGGCAUGCUUUGAGCAUGAUUAUGAAUACUUUGUGUGAUGUUGAUGUUGGUUAUGAAUUCAAUAUCAGUGAUCCAGUCAAGAAGCUGGAACAUAUCGGGAAAUUAUGCCGUGAUUUACAUUCAGCUGUUGCUUCUUCUGAAAAUGAUUCAAGGAAAUCUAAAAGAGCAGCUGAACUACUCCUUGCUGAGCUGAAUGAGGUUCAAGAAAGAAAUGAUGGCCUCCUAGAGGAGCUAUCAAAAGCUGUCAGUGAGCUUUCAGAACUCUCCAAGGAAAGGGAUUCAGCGGAAGCUGCCAAAUUUGAAGCUCUUUCACGUCUUGAAAAGCUGUCUUCUGUUCACUCUGACAAAAGGAAUAACCAAUUUGCUGAACUAAUGCUGUUAAAAUCUGGUGUAGAUCAACUCACGAAGGGCUUCUUUGAUGUUAAUAAUCUACUAGGUGAUGUUUUUUCCAAGGACUUGGAAUUUCUGCACAAUCUGGAGGUCGGUAUCAAGUCAUGUCUGAAGGCAAGUGAUACUCCUAACAUGACUGGCCUACCUUUUGGUGGUGCUCUUGGCAGCAUUAAAUCUCCAAAUUCUGAAAGCAAGGAGAACUUUCUGGGUUCAGAUUCUGUGUUUGACUCUAAGAUGCAACUGCAUUUCGAUGACAAUCUUGUAGUUGAAAUUUGUAGUCUUGUUGGAUGUAAGCUGCAAGAAUUUACAAUGGAGAUUGAUGCUCUUAAAGAAAAGUUGCACACGCACUCGGUUUCAUUACAUGUAGAAGCUAAAUGUCUCUCUGAAGUAGUGGGGACUGUUUUUAGAGAAAUAAAGUCCCAAAAACAGUCUUGUGAAACGAUGAAGGAGAAUAUUAUUCGGUUAGAGCACAUUGAGAAAGAGAAAAGUGCUGAAAUUGUUGUAAUGCGUAGGAACAUUUCCUUGCUUUAUGAAGCUUGCACUAAUUCAGUUAUGCAAAUUGAGAAUUGGAAAGUCCAGAUGAUUGAAAAUGGUUUGGCGGCUGCAGAUCAGGGGAUCCACUUGGAUCCAUCAUCUGUUGAUGGAGGAAAUCUUUUCAGUGGAUUGUCUCUUUCGUCUUCUGAAGAAUGUAUACAGACCAUGGUGAAUAGAUUACUAUCGGUUGUGAAGGACUCCAUCCGUAUGCAAAGUGAGAUUGUAGCAGGUGGCCAAAAGGAAUUGAAGAUUACCAUUUCAAAUUUGCAGAAAGAGCUUUGGGAGAAGGACAUUCAAAAGGACAGAAUUUGUGUGGAGCUAGUCAGUCAGAUCAAGGAAGCUGAAUCUGCUGCGAGGAGUUACUUGCAAGAUCUUCAGUCUGAAAAGGGCCAGGUGCAUGAUUUAGAGAGAAAGGUGGAAUUGAUGGAGGAGGAACAUAACAUGUUAGAGCACAGAGUAAAAGAACUACAAUUUGGAGAAGCGACAUCGAAAGACUUGCAGGAGAGAGUUAGAUCACUGACUGAUUUGCUGGCUGCAAAAGAACAGGAAAUUGAGUCCCUGAUGCAUGCUCUUGAUGAAGAGGAGACCCAGAUGGAAGAUCUAACUAGUAAAAUUGCAGAACUGGAAAGAGUUGUGCAACAAAAGAAUCUAGAUUUAGAGAGCGCCGAAGCUUCUCGUGGAAAGGCUAUGAAAAAGCUUUCCAUAACUGUGAGCAAGUUUGAUGAACUCCACCAUUUUUCUACAAGCCUUCUCUCUGAGGUUGAGAAGCUUCAAUCACAAUUACAAGAACGCGAUGCAGAGGUCUCUUUCUUAAGGCAAGAGGUCACCAGAUGCACCAAUGAUGCUCUAGUUGCAUCCCAGAUGAACAGCAAGAGAAAUGCAGCUGAGGUCCAUGACUUGUUGUCGUGGUUAAACACAACUUUUUCUCAGGUGGAUAAUGCACAGUUUGAUGAUAAGAAAAAUGAUCAGGUUGAUGAAUUUGAGAUACUUCAGAGGCAGAUCAUGUCAACCAUAUCUGAAUUGGAAGAUUUACGGGUAGCGGCGCAGAGCAGAGACACACUGUUACAAGUGGAGAGGAGUAGAGUGGAAGAGUUAUUAUGUAAAGAAGAAUUUCUUAAGAAAUCUUUACAUGAAAAGGAAUCUCAAUUAUCUAUGCUUCAGGGUGUGGGAGAUUCUGGGCAGGCGACAGGCAUGACCUCUGAAAUUGUGGAAGUUGAACCGAUAAAUAAAUGGGCAGUACCUGGGACCUCCAGUGCACCUCAAGUUCGCAGUUUGCGCAAAGUCAAUAACGACCAAGUUGCCGUUGCUAUAGAUAUGGAACCUGAUAGUGGUUAUAGGUUAGAUGAUGAAGAUGAUGACAAGGCUCAUGGUUUCAAGUCGCUCACUACGUCAAGAAUUGUUCCAAGAUUCACAAGACCUUUAUCUGACAUGAUCGAUGGUCUAUGGGUUUCUUGUGACCGGGCACUAAUGCGACAACCUGCUUUACGACUUGGUGUCAUCAUCUAUUGGGCUGUAAUUCACGCCCUUAUUGCAACAUAUGUAGUUUGAGAAGAAGCUGAACUGGUUCUCAUUUGUGGCUUAAACGCAAAAAACCACGUCCCUGCUUAUUCAUCUCAUGGGGAACCAAGAUUUUCUGUAUCAUAAUUGAUUUUCUUUUUCAAUUUUAUUUAGAUGUGAUCAGAUUAAUUCAUUAUUUAGCUCAACCAGGCAAUCGUGCUCUCUUUUUGUUUGUAAGUUGCAGAUUGCUUGGUUGCAUCCAAUAAGGGGAAGAAAAAAAAUAGUGAAAAAGAAAAACAUACAUCAUAGAUGACAUAGAUUGAGAAGUGGUUUAGUGUGCCCGGUUAGCAAGGGGUAUACAGGUCUGCUUUUGUAGCCCUGAGGGGGUUGUAUCUUCUUAUAUACAGGCAGCAAUGCUGCACCGUUAAGGUUCAUAAUUUGUUUUAUUGUCGAUCCUUAAUAUCAGCUUAAGUAUAUGUAUUUGUGAGAGACCGGAUCUGAACUUAAGUGUCUUCGGCGUUGCUUACUGUGAAAAUAUAACAGGGCAUGAUCAAGGUUUCAA